UGAGAUCUAUGUUCCCAACAGUUGGUCUGAGGGAGCAGAGGAGAGUAAAAGUGAGUGAGAGGCAUCCUUGACGGCCAGGAGACGAGAAUUAAGGAAGAGAAAAGAGGUGACGAGAGAAAAGGAGGAGAGAGAGAAAAGAUACAGCAUUACUGAAGAAGAGAAAGAGUGACCUGGAACAAACUAAACACUUCUGGGGAAAGAUGCAGGGAUGUCCAAAUGUAAUGGGGUUACUCAAAAGCGACAAUCCUGCGCAGCGCCACACUAUCACCUGCUAACACCUCCCUGACACCAGCUUUUUUCUGCACAACACACAGGCUGGGCCACCAAUCCCCCAAGCCCGGCCUAGCCUUGGCCGGGACAAAGGCCAAUCCCUCCGAUAUGGGGGUGGCCAAAGCCAUCCGUCGUUUCAGCGGGGGUGGCGGGGUGGGGGAGUUGCGGGAAGAGGAGUCAGUGGAGUCCCCCACCAGCUGCCACAAUGGCAGGCCCGCCCCCGUCCGGCAGCGCAGCCGUUUCGUGAAGAAGGAUGGCCAUUGCAACGUGCAGUUCGUCAACAUGAGUGAGAAGGGCCAGCGGUACCUGACAGACAUCUUCACCACUUGUGUGGACAUCCGCUGGCGCUGGAUGUUCCUCAUCUUCUGCCUCUCAUUCGUGCUCUCCUGGCUGGUCUUUGGCUUCACCUUCUGGCUCAUUGCUGCCAUGAACGGGGACCUUGCACCCGAGCAGCCUCCCAACUCAAAGCCCUGCUUCUCCGAGGUCACCAGCUUCAUGGCCGCCUUCCUCUUCUCCCUGGAGACCCAGACUUCCAUCGGGUACGGCUUCCGCAGUGUGACGGAGGAGUGCCCAUGCGCCGUCCUGGCUGUGGUGCUGCAGUGCAUUCUGGGUUGCAUCAUUGACGCCUUCAUCAUUGGGGCCAUCAUGGUCAAGAUCGCCAAACCCAAGAAGCGCAAUGAGACCUUGGUCUUCAGUGAGACAGCCGUGGUGGCCAUGCGCGACGGGAAGCUCUGCCUCAUGUGGCGUGUGGCCAACCUGCGCAAGAGCCACCUGGUGGAGGCCCAUGUUCGGGCACAGCUGCUGCAGCCUCGCGUGACCCCCGAAGGCGAGUACAUCCCCCUGGACCACAACGAUGUCAACGUGGGUUUCGACAGCGGCACCGACCGCAUUUUCCUGGUGUCGCCUGUGACGAUUGUGCACGAGAUCGACUCCGAAAGCCCCCUCUACGAGUACGGCCCCGCAGACCUGGCCGAGGCUGACUUUGAGCUGGUGGUCAUCCUGGAAGGCAUGGUGGAAGCCACGGCAAUGACCACUCAGUGCCGCAGUUCCUACCUGCCCAGCGAGCUGCGCUGGGGACACCGCUUUGAGCCUGUGCUCUUUGAGCGGCGCGGCCACUAUGAGGUUGACUACCAGCACUUCCACCGUACCUACGAGGUGCCGGGAACCCCAACGUGCAGCGCCAAGGAGCUGAGCCAUCGCAAAUACAGGGCGCCCCCUGCAGGAGCCACUGCUGCUCGCGCCUCCUUCUGCUACGAGAACGAGGUGGCGCUCAGCUGCUGCCGCGAGGAAGAGGAGGAAGAGGAAAGGCAAGGAAGCCGGAGGGUGAGCCUGGAGAACGAGGCAGCCGCCACCACGUGACGCCACCAGUGUCCUUAGACUGAGGAGGGCCGAGGGGAGGUGGGGAGAAAAGCAGCUGUUGUAGCACCAACACCGCCUCUUCACACAGCAAAAAGAUAACACUUUCAUGCUUCACCGUUCCUGACCCCCCAAAAAAGCACAUCUAGCAAGGUCUGGGCUUUCUAGAACAGGCUGUCAUGUCUGUGUCUCUAACUGUUGGGAGAAAGAAAGGCCAUUUUCUGACAUUUUAGCCCUUGGACAAACUGAGAGUUUCCCCGUGAUAGUUGGAACUGCUGAAGGAGGUUUAAGAGGCUAUCAAUGCUAAAAAGGGAAGGGGGCGGGAACCAAAGUUAAGCACAGCUGGUAAACCUGACAGGAGGAACAAUACUCACCUCAUGUUCAUAAAAUUAUGGAUGUGGCUGUGGGAGCUAGCUAAAAGUGUUUAUUGUACGGAGUUCCAAGGACUUAUAAGGGGGGUACUUAAUGUUGCUCAAAUGAAGACCUGCCCCUUGUGGAUUUGAGCCGUGGAUGUCUAAUCUAUCAGGCUCUAUGAUAUAUAGAGGGAAGAAGGGUUCAUUGAGCUCUGGAGGCGACUUUUCAGGGGAUCUGCUGGAAGGUAUCUGGCCUUGUAGGAUCUAUGAAAAUGCAGGAGGGCAAAUUGUUUCAGAAAUGUGUGUUUCUUUUCAGAUCUAAUGGCCAGAAAUCACACACCUACAGGGUGCAAAACUACAUGUGGUCUUAGCACCCCUAAAACUGGUUUGCCAAGCCCAAAUCAGUAAGUCCUAUCUAAAAUUCCAGUGGAAGUAACUGGAAGUUUUCAUGUGUGUGCAUUUAAAAAAAGAGAGUAACUGGCAAGUAACUGGCAAUAUUUCAAAUAAAUCUUUCUUUAAAAGGAGACAGUUAAGGCGCAUAAAAUGUAAUCACACCACAAAACAAGGGUUGUCAUUAAAAAGAAAAACUGAAAUCCAA
Molecule: messenger RNA, 2577 nt
Organism: Podarcis raffonei (Aeolian wall lizard)
Lineage: Eukaryota; Metazoa; Chordata; Lepidosauria; Squamata; Lacertidae
Gene: KCNJ14
Product: potassium inwardly rectifying channel subfamily J member 14
Exons: 3
Coding region: 379-1629 (416 amino acids)
Biological process (GO): potassium ion import across plasma membrane; regulation of monoatomic ion transmembrane transport
Cellular component (GO): plasma membrane
Molecular function (GO): inward rectifier potassium channel activity
Source: RefSeq, a predicted model, not a curated record